UUACUUUCUAGCAAUCCAAGAGAAAUGUAUGGAAAUAUUAAGUUUGGCUUAUUAUUAAUGCUUAAACUAUAAAAACUAUUUUUAUGUUACCGAACGUGUUGUUUGAUUCAAAACAUAACCUUAAAAAUAAAAGAUUUGUAACUCUUGCCGAAUAUUUGAGGAGAAUGGGUCGUCGAAGCCGCAACGUUAAUAAGUUUGCUCAAAGAAAGAGGGAUCGAAAAGAACAGGAAAAAAACCGGCAAGAAAAUCCAGCGCCUGACAUUCGUAAACACUACGAAGAUAUAGUACGCGAAAAUGCGGCUUUUGAGGAGUAUUAUAAGGUUCAAAAAGUAUGCCCUGAAGAUCAAUGGGAAGACUUUAUGAAAAGUAUAAAGGAUAACCUGCCAACUGCAUUUAGGAUAACAGGUUCUAAAUGUGAGGCAAAUGCUCUAUUGAAAAUAGUAACCAGUCAAUAUUUCUCUGAGAUUCUCAAUAUGAAGUUAAAAGUAGAAGGAAAAGAUGAAGAAGAGGAAAUUAAGCCUAUUAAUUUGCCCUGGUAUCCAGGAGGCCUAGCUUGGCAACUCAGACUAUCCCGUUCUGAUAUCCGUCGCAAUGAGGCACUAUACCGCCUUCACAACUUCCUUGUAGCAGAAACUGCUGCUGGUGGGGUGUCAAGACAGGAAGCAGUUUCAAUGAUACCCCCUGUUGUUCUACAAGUAGAACCACACCAUAAAGUAUUAGAUAUGUGUGCAGCACCAGGGUCAAAAACAGCACAGCUUAUAGAAUUCUUGCAUUCGGAUGAAGACAAAACUCCUACUGGCCUUGUGAUGGCAAACGACGUAGAUAACAGUCGUUGUUACAUGUUAGUGCAUCAGGCAAAGCGGCUCAACUCUCCAUGUAUUGUGAUAACGAAUCAUGAUUCAGCUGUAAUGCCUUCAUUGGUCAUCACUGAUGAACAGAAUCCUGAACAAACGAAGCCAUUAAAAUUCGAUCGUAUACUGUGCGAUGUACCUUGUUCUGGCGACGCGACCUUGAGGAAAAAUCCUGACAUAUGGCUGAAAUGGUCGACAGGCAAUGGAAACAAUUUACAUGGCAUUCAAUACCGUAUACUUCGACGAGGCGUUGAAUUGCUAUCGAUCGGCGGUAGACUGGUCUAUUCGACCUGCUCCUUCAAUCCGAUAGAGAACGAGGCAGUCAUACAUCGUCUGCUACAAGAAGUCGGAGAAUCUAUUAAAUUAGUGGACGUUACUGAUCUACUGCCUGGAUUGAAGUUCCAUAAAGGCAUGACACACUGGCGUCCUGCAUCCAAGGAUAUGGUAUUCUACGAUAAGUUCGAAGAUGUGCCUGAGAAAUGGCAAACUGUUGUGAGACCACAAAUGUUCCCGCCCAAAUCUGAAGACUUAGACAAAUUUCAUCUGGACAGAUGCAUCAGAAUCCUACCCCACCAUCAAGACACCGGUGGAUUUUUUGUCGCCGUUUUUGAAAAAACUGCUCCCUUACCUUGGGAGAAGGAUCAAACUAAGCCCGAAGCCACAGAACCUUUAGAGGAAAAAGAGAAAAAAGAACCCCCGAAAAAGAGAAGAAGACUGGGGGGUUAUAGGGAAGAUCCAUUCGUAUUCUUCUCUGGUGACCAAGAAGAUGUAUUCCCUUCGAUAAAAGACUUCUAUGACCUUAAUGAUAAAUUCGACCCUACAUGUCUACUGACUCGGUGUCACAUUGGAAAGAAGAAGAACAUAUACUUGGUAUCUCCAACUGUAAAAGAUGUUGUGCAGAAGAAUGAGAAUAAUAUAAAAAUUAUUAAUACUGGCGUUAAGACGUUUGUGAGGUGUGAUAACAAAAAUAUGACUUGUCCAUUUAGAUUAUCCCAGGAGGGUCUUCAGAGCGUAUCCGAGCAUAUAGGGGCGAAACGACGCUUGAAUAUAUUGAAGGAAGAUUUGAUAUUGGUGUUACAGAACGACAAUCCAAGCAAUCCGCCAGAUGUUAAACUGUUCUCUAAGCAUACACAGAACUUGGUUAAGGACUUUGCUACAGGCAGCUGUGUCCUGGAAUACAAAGACACGGAGUCGAACCUGGAGUUGACAUUAGUGGGGUGGAGGGGCGUGCACUCGUUGCGAGCGUACACCGCCACUUCGGACACCGUACACUACUUGAGAUUGUUGGGAGCCGACUUUAGCAAAUACGAUGUUAAUAAGUUCAAGAAGGCGUCUGAAGUAACUGAAGUUGAAGCUGACUCUUCUGUGGUCGCAGAGACCAUCUCCACCAGUGAAAACGACCCUGAAGACUCUGAGGCGAGUGAAGCUAAUAUUAAAGAUAAAAUUGACUGUACGUAAUAAUUUUAUUAUUAAAUUAAAUAAUUAAUAUUUUAUAAA
Molecule: messenger RNA, 2348 nt
Organism: Pararge aegeria (speckled wood butterfly)
Lineage: Eukaryota; Metazoa; Arthropoda; Insecta; Lepidoptera; Nymphalidae
Gene: Nsun2
Product: tRNA (cytosine(34)-C(5))-methyltransferase
Exons: 14
Coding region: 84-2309 (741 amino acids)
Biological process (GO): tRNA methylation
Cellular component (GO): nucleus; cytoplasm
Molecular function (GO): tRNA (cytidine-N5)-methyltransferase activity; tRNA binding
Source: RefSeq, a predicted model, not a curated record